Rhagoletis pomonella (apple maggot) is the source of this 3852-nucleotide messenger RNA. RefSeq names its product transcription factor mef2A (gene Tab2). The transcript has 4 exons. Lineage: Eukaryota; Metazoa; Arthropoda; Insecta; Diptera; Tephritidae. Bases 413 to 3484 code for a protein of 1023 amino acids. Gene Ontology annotation, molecular function: ubiquitin binding. The record is from RefSeq and is a predicted model, not a curated record.
AUCUCAACUCUACACAAUUUUUGGAGAUUUAAAACGUCAUAUGAUGAUGACAGAAGAAUAGCAAUAGGAAAAAAUAAAAACUUUUCAUUUAAUUUCCACUGGAUGAAAAUGUAUUUCUGUUCGCAAAAUAAUCGUAUUAUUUCAUAAAACUAUAAAGUAGAAAGUUUGUGGAUCCGAAAGCAAAGUGUAAACAACAUUGAAACGAAAAAAAUGUUAUAUUAAAGUGCUAAAAGUGAAAAGGGAAACGCACCUCAAGUACGCAAAACGCAAUCGCAGCAGAAACGGCAAGAGAAAAAUAUAAACUACGAAUUGUGAAAGGUAGUGAUCUAUAGAAAAAAUUGCACACAAGACUGGAAAACUAGAAAUUAUAGCAACUAAUUAGGUGCGUGUGCGUGGCAAAUGAUGGCCAAAAAUGGCGGCUAAACCACCAAAGCCGCCAGCUACUUUUCUGAAGCAAAAUAGUCACGGCAAUAACAACGACAGCAACGCCAACCAAGUCCACAACAACCACAACAACAGUGAUCCUAGCACUUCCACUGAUUUAGCAUCACCAAAACACACAACGCCUACCUCCGCAACGACGGGUACACCCCUCGCUGAAACCUUCAGCAAGCUGGGUAUACGGCGUUACAACAGCCGAGACAAUCUACUGAACAACAUCAGCAACGAUAACAAUAACAGUGACAGUGGCAUCGACGCCGCCGGCAAUAAUUCGGAGGGAGCGGCUAGCGCACGUCCCGCUUGCAAUUGCACGAACAUAAGUAUUAUGCAUCUCUUUCAUGAGAUGAAGCAGGAGUUCCCCACCAUACCCGAUCCGAUUGUAGCGCAGUGCGUGAACGAGAAUUGCCAUCAGCGUGAGAAUUGCAUACAGAUGUUGAGAAAUGAAUUGGCAUUGAAUCCGACACCAGCGCAAACUUACCCAGCGAAGGUGUUGCAGCAACACAACAUCAACCAGCAACAUAAUAGUGCCCAUCAGUCGAAGCCAUCGUUUCAACAACAACAACAACAGCAACGUCAAUUUAGCCCCCAGGCGCAGACGUCGCCACAAUCGCCACAUCCGCAGCCACCGCAACGUCAUAAAAACGCUGUGUCGCAAAAACCCGCUACGCCGUUGCGUCCGAUUCGCGCCGCGCCAACACAGCCGCCGCCGGGUACGCUGCCACGGAAGCGAAGUGACGUGAAAACGAAUUGUGAUAGUGUUGAGCUGGUGCAAACAAAUAAUAGCAACAAUAAUAACUGCAAUAAUAGUGGUCACUUGUUGAAAGAUGUUAGUAGUGAUCAUUUGCCGUGCAAUAACCACAGCAGCAGCAACAACAAUAGUGUCGGUGAACUCACAAGUCAAACGUGUGAUAUGCCCGCGGCCGCUUCCGCCACCACAAACACACCCGGUGAGUGUGCGCGCUCAAGUGAUUUCGUAGCGGCGCUCAAUAAGCUAGGCGCAACUCCGCCACCGCCAGCGCUAGCACCGUUGAUAGCCACGCGUCCGCGCGCGCGACCCAAUACGCUUAACUUGCAGGCGUCCCAACAGCAAUUGCAACGGCAACAGCUGAACAAGCAGUUACAGCAGCAUUUGCAGCAGCGCUGCCAGCUCCAGCAACAGCAACAGCAGCCAUCGACCGGCUUGUCAGCGGAUACGUCGCAGCAGAAGCCAAUACGUAAAGCGCCGCUGCCUCCGAUCGCGCCGAAGCCCGUCUUUCACAAUCAAACCAACAAUAGCCACAAUCUAAUUAACAACAACAACAAUAACAGUUGCGGAAAUUCACCACAAUCACAAAGCGGUGGUAGCUACUCGACCGAAUCGAACUUGACGAGUCCGAUAAGUUCGUGCGGCGAGAGCGAAUUCGCUGUCAAUGUGGGAUUGACAUCGCAAGCUUUUGCGCUCGGCCACAACAAUAACAAUAGGCAUAACAACAACAACAGUCACAUUGCUUCCACUGCUCCAGCUUAUCAGCAACAACCUUCAUCGCCACUCAAAUCGCCGAUCCGUCAUCGCUCAGUUAUCACAGUGCAGCCAGAGCCGCCAUACGCGCGUGAUUUUCUACCUCCUUCGAAUAUUUCCACAAGCGCUGUAUCAACUUCUUCCGCUGGCGGUAGUGCAAGUAGUACGCCAACAAGUCAGAAAAGUUAUACCUCAGUCAAUUUGACAUUGCGUCAACCCACCGCCGUCGCACCACAGUCAACAAUCGACAUAUCGGCCGGUCCAGCAUUGAGCGGUAACGGUAGUGGUCUUACCUAUUCCAGCACCUCGUUCGACGCUCGGCGUGGCUUUCAGCAAAAUUUCCAUAUAACGGUCACUGAUCAAGGUGGCGUCUUCAAUGCGAGUCGCAUACGACCGCGCAAUAGUAGUAAUUACGCUGGUGUGGAACAACAAGAUGGUCCAGGUGGACCAACGGGCGGUAUAAGUCCGACGGCGGUUGCAACGCACCAUCAACAGCCGCCAACAACAACAUUAACAUCGCCAACAUCACAGCCAGCGCAUAUGCUGGCGGUGCGAGGAAGUCAACCAGCAACUACAACAACGACAACAUCACCAACAAGCGACGAUAUGUGCCUGCCAUACGAAAAUAGUGCUUUCACCGAGAAUAUAAAACGUCAAAAGACGCGCCGUGACAAGCUGGCCACAGCACUGCGUGAGAACAAAAAGAAACUUGGCCAUGUCGAAGAGGAAAUCAACAUAUUAAUAGAAAAUUUGAAUCCCGGCGAAUCUGAGAGACUGGAUCAUGAAAUAGAAAGAUUACGCACUGAUUGUCAGCUAAUGUUGAAUCAAAUUGAAAAUAUCCGACGAUAUGGCCAGCUAACCGAAGCCGAGCGACUGCAACUGCAACAACAACAACAACAACAACCAUUCCCACGUCAACGACCGGCGCGACCGCCACCGGUGCUAUAUCCUUACCCAUACCAGCAGGCUGAACGAGAUUUCCUCUCACCUCAAAAUACGCCUGGUUGUGGUACAGGCAGUUGUAUUGGCGCUGGCAGUACACACGCUAGCGCAGCUAGUACACCCAACUCCUCGCACUUGUUACAGACAUCGUCGCCGAAUGUCGCUUACCAACAACAGCGUCCAGAUUAUGUCAGUCAUCUACCAUCGUAUGUACAACAACCAUCCACCGACGAAGAAGAUUAUUCCGAUUCGAAUACCGAUGGCGGUGAUGAUGAAGAACCACUCGAACGUUGGCCCUGUUCCAUGUGUACAUUCCUCAAUCAUCCACAAUUGAACAUAUGCGAGGCGUGUGAAUGUGUGCGCAUACUACCCGGUACGGUACGCAUUGUGCCCACAGCUAAUGCGGCGUCAGUGGCAGUAGUGGCAGCGGCAACGCCACCAUCCUCACGUGCAGCAUUUAUUGGCAAUACAUCAGCGACUGCAGCAGCUGCUGCGGCUGCCUUAGCUGCAGCGGCACCAGCAGCAAUUGCUCAUGGUUCGGAUGGUGCGGGGGCGAGUGCUAGUGCCACCACUGCUGCCGCACGCACGGUGGCUGCUGAAUAGCGCUGAAGGGCAUCCACAUGCAUGGCGUGUUUUUUGCUUCAGUGUGCUGAGUACUUUCUGUUUUUGCAAUACUUAGGUUAAUGAAACUAGUAACUAAGUUUAAAUUUUAUUUUAUUUCUUUUUUUUUUUUGUUCUUUUUUUUCUAUUUAACCAAAUGCGGUAAUUUUUUUAUACGCUUGUAUAUACUACCCUGUAAAGUUAAGCACAGUUUUAUGCGUUUAAAUGUUUGUGUUUCAUGUGUAUAGACUGCAUGCAGCUUAAAAGCUUUUGCUUGCUCUUACAUUAGUUAGCUGGAUAUGUUUGAACAUAAAAAGAAGGAAAAUAUGUGCUUUAAUCAAAAAAUUAAAAUAAAUAUUAAUCUAAUUAUA